UGGGUAAGCGCUUGAAGGCAUUGUGAGAUAUAUCAGGUUUGAUUAGCUUAUAAAUUAGCUUUGGAUCGAAGGCAAAACGUUAAUUUCAAGUUGCCCUCCGGUCAGAUGUGGAAACGUUCCAGAGAGCAGAGCUCUGGUGUGGGAGUGGCAAAUUGCAGGUGAGUUCCACCCUACCUGCAAUCAAAGGAAACUUGGAGGGUAAAGAUAACAGGAGAACAUUUGGGCUGUGAGGACAGUUAUUCACUUAGAAGAAAUUAAAUAAAGACACCAGCUGACAUGCCCCUGGUCUGCUCCCUGGUGCUUCCUGCUCUGCUGGGCUCUCUGCUGGUCUCUCUGGCCAGUGCUGUCUGCCCCCCUGGAGGGCAGGGUCAAGCUGGCCACUGGGACUGUCCGGCUGAUGUGACCAUCGUGCUGGACACCUCGGAGAGCGUGGCUCUGAGGGGCAAGCCCUAUGGAUCCCUGGUGGAGCAGAUCAAACAGUUUGCAAUGAACCUUGUGGACCAGCUCGACACCAGGUACUACCGCUGUGAUCGUAACCUGGAGUGGAACGUGGGAGUUCUGCACUACAGUGAUGAGGUGAAGGUGAUGAGUGAACUGACCAGCACCAGCGAGAAAGUAGCCAAAGCUCGGAUCAAGACAGUCAUUCAGGACAUCCGCUACAUCGGCAAAGGAACCCACACAGAUUGUGCCAUCUCCGUGGCAACUGGACAGCUGAUGAGAGGCUCUCCUCUCCGUGGGAACAAGUUCAUGGUGGUGGUGACGGACGGGCAUCCCCUGGACGGCUGGAAGGAGCCAUGUGGUGGGGUCGCACACGCCGUGGCCGAGGCCAGGCUCAUGGACGUACACAUCUUCGCCGUCCCCAUCACUCCUCAUCAUCUGGAUAACAGACUUGGCUCUAUUGCCACAGAAAUGCAGCCCACCCAGAACUUCUCUGCUACUAGUGAGGAUCCCCAGGUGGUCAGAGACACCAUCAGCUUCAUCCUGGCUUCCAUGUAUAAGCAGUCAGAGGAUUUGUGCUGUACGUUUGAGUGCAAGGCAUCUGAAGGACCCCAAGGCCCUCUGGGGGAUGGUGGUGAAGUGGGAACUCCAGGACGCCAUGGGAUUAGUGGGAAGCCAGGAAGUUUGGGAUCUAAGGGAACAGCAGGGGACCCCGGUCCCCCUGGACACAGAGGUGAAAAGGGUGACCAAGGUCGACCUGGUGACAGAGGUCCAAGAGGACUAUCUGGACAAAAGGGAGAGGGGGGUGUAACUGGAGUGGAUGGGAAGGAUGGAUUUGGGGGAGACCCUGGAGCUGUGGGCCUACCAGGCUGUAAAGGAGAUGAGGGGGCAGUGGGAAACGCAGGUCUUCCUGGACAGAAAGGAGAUGCUGGAUCUCAUGGACUACAAGGGCCGAAGGGUGAACCGGGCUCACCAGGGGGCCCCGGUAGCCCAGGGGUAGUGGGCCCCUCCGGGGUGAAGGGAGAGACGGGACCAAGAGGAGCUCCAGGAAGCAGAGGAGACCAAGGGGAGGAUGGAGACUAUGGUCCGCCUGGAACCCCUGGUGGACAGGGGGAGACAGGAGAGAGGGGGCCCAGUGGGCCGACUGGAGUACGGGGGGCUCCAGGAGAAAAGGCAGAGCCAGGUCCACCGGGAGCUCAGGGUCACGAGGGCCAAUCAGGAGCUAUAGGCUCACAGGGUACGAGUGGUGUGGAGGGACAGAAAGGCCACAAGGGAGAAGCAGGAAACCCAGGUCUUGCGGGUGUGAAGGGCCCGCGAGGGACUCCAGGACCGACAGGGGUGAUGGGGCCAAUGGGAGAGAGGGGAGAGGAUGGAGCACCAGCUGAUGGCCAGCCAGGCAACGCAGGAAUACAGGGCCACCCUGGUUUGAGGGGACAACCAGGGGUAAAGGGUAUCAGAGGACUCCCUGGCAUAAAGGGAGAUGCUGGCCAAUCAGGUGACCCGGGUGAUGAUAAUGGGCAGCCGGGGCCAGGAGGACCUCCGGGGCCGAAAGGAUAUCCUGGUUUUGAAGGAGAGAAUGGUGUUCCAGGGCCUGUGGGCCAUGCAGGUCUAGAUGAGUGUGAGAUCCUGGAAGUCAUCCAGAAACUUUGCACAUGCUGUGUGUGUGAAUGUGGGCCGGUGAAGCUGUUGUUUGUGCUGGACAGCUCCGAGAGUGUGGGGCUGCAGAACUUCACGCUGGAGAAGGAGUUCAUUAUCCGAGUUAUCAACAAGAUGGGCACCUUCAGGAGUGAGAAGAAUGAGCCAAGUUCUCGCGUUGGUGUUGUGCAGUACAGCCAUGAGGGAACUCAGGAGCUGGUGUCUAUGGGCAACCCUACAAUAACAUCCAUCACUCACCUGAAGAGCGCAGUGAAGAACAUGCGAUGGAUCGCUGGAGGCACAUACACAGGCGAGGCUCUGGAGUUUGCCCGCAAGGCGUUGGCCGGCUCUCAGCUCUCCAGAGGAGCGGUGGUGGUCCUCACAGACGGGCGGUCCGACACGAGGGACACCAAGCCCUUAUCCUCUCUCUGCUCCAUCCCAAACACCAAGGUGGUGGGUGUUGGCAUUGGGGACAUCUUCAGAAGGUCGGCAUACACCACCAUGUUGGAGGAGAUCACCUGUUUGGCCACACCCAAUCCAGGAUUCCUCCUGAAAAUCACUGACCAUGCCCAGCUACUGGAGGAGCACUUUCUCAGCAUUGUUACAGAUGCCAUUUGUCAUGAUAAGAAGUGUCCAGAUUAUAACUGUCCAGCUGAGUUCAAGGAGGCCACUGACAUUGUCUUCAUGCUGGACGGGUCCUCCAGCGUGGGCCGUGCCAACUUCCAGAAGACCAGAGACUUUGUGGAGAUUGCGGCGAUCACAAUGCUCCUCAACCAUGCUGGGGGGCAACUACGCAUCUCCGUCCUCCAGUACAGCGACAGCCGGCGCCAGCGGUCAGAAGUCCCCUUCACAACCCAAGUGGGGGAUGUUCAAGCGGGACUAAAAGCUACACGCUUCAUGGACGGAUCCAGCAAUCUCCCUGCAGCCCUAGCGUUCCUCUCCUCCACUCUGCAGAAGGAUGGGCGGCCGGGGGUCGCCAGAAAGGUGGUGUUAUUCACAGACGGGCGCUCUGCCGGAGCCACCAGUGCCACCAUAGCCAAUGCUGCGGCCACUGCCCUGGGACAAGGUAUCCAGCUCCUGGUUCUCACUGUGGGCAAGGACUACGAUGAGGCGGGGGUGUGUCAGCUGGUUACCGGGCAGUUGGGUGGGUUUGACUACAGUGUUGUGGACAGACGUCUCCUGCAGGUGGCGAUGUACAAAGACCUGGCCAGACCAGCAGUUGUACAAAGAUUGGUGAGAAAGCUGACCAAAGUGUAGAAGUCUUAGUGCCCUACCAGUGUCAGGUUAAGGAAUGUAAAUGUAUAUUCUAGUGUUGGUAAUGUGGAGCCCUUAAGCAUGAACUGAAUCAAUAAACUAACCCCAAAAAAGUA
Messenger RNA from Hypomesus transpacificus, 3443 nucleotides. RefSeq names its product collagen alpha-1(VI) chain-like. NCBI's taxonomy places the organism in Eukaryota, Metazoa, Chordata, Actinopteri, Osmeriformes, Osmeridae. The record is from RefSeq and is a predicted model, not a curated record. Bases 277 to 3330 code for a protein of 1017 amino acids. The transcript has 36 exons.